Messenger RNA from Uranotaenia lowii, 1070 nucleotides. RefSeq lists its product as uncharacterized. Gene Ontology annotation, cellular component: cell junction; plasma membrane. Gene Ontology annotation, biological process: positive regulation of hippo signaling. The coding region runs from base 370 to 954 and encodes 194 amino acids. NCBI's taxonomy places the organism in Eukaryota, Metazoa, Arthropoda, Insecta, Diptera, Culicidae. The record is from RefSeq and is a predicted model, not a curated record. The transcript is spliced from 5 exons.
UACAGGACAUGCGCACUACUAGAAUGAGGAAAAAUCUGUAAUUUUUAAAUUCAUUCUGUUUCUUGGGCUGACAAAACAUGUUUUGAACUAGUUAACCCGAUCUACAAUUAUCGAAAUCAGUUCACAAAUGGUUAUCUGUAAAUUGUGCUCAUACGAGUUGAGUUUGUUCCUGUGUCCUGAUCGACUUGGAAAAAAGGAUUGAAGAUGAUGGCUCCUCAUAGAUAAUCAGCUCACACGGGAAACUUUGUCUAAAGAAUUUCUAGAAGCGGCUCUCAUCAACAGCAAGUAAUUCUGGAAUAUAGCUUCGAGUUCUUUUUCUACGUAAUACAAUAAUUAUAUUGCAUCGCACUUUGCUACAAAAAACUAAACAUGUUAACAUCAAUCGUGCAUGACAUGAAUAAGAACUCCUGGUUGCAACAGGAAUCGAACGAUGACACAGGAAUCAGCAGAAUGAACGAAAGGAAGAAGGCACUCAAUGCGAUUACUUCGAAUGUAACCCAAAAACCUGUUAUCAUCUACGUUAAUGAAGGAGUUGUAGAGGUCUCAAAGUCCAACUAUCCGGACUCAAGUGACAUUGAUCGGUUCAUGAGCGUUUGGAAACCAUCGUAUCCAGAUUCUAACAUUGAAUCGGAAACAUAUUCACAUUUCAUCAAAUAUGUUAGUACGAAGGUGGACUACUGCAAUAACAAUAACGAUUCGUCAUUUGUCACCGGGGUUAUACGCAGAGCAGUGAGAAAUGCCGGCGUCAUAUGGCAAGACGACAAGAGACGCGUCUCACGACAAUUUCUCACCAAUUUGAAUAUCGCUCAACUUCAAGUGAUUGUUAAUGAUUUACAGAGAUAUAUUGAAAUGUUAAACGAUAAACUGGUACAAUUGCUUAUGAAGCGCGAUGAACUACAGAUGAGCCAGGAUGCUACUUUGAUAGAUAUAGAAGAUUUGUCGUUAUAUUUUUAAAACUAUUUUUCUUUCUCAAACACAAUACUAUUCGAAGAUAAAUAUGAUCUAUAUAUAUUCAUUGAAACAUGGCUGUUCUGAAACUUAAAUAAAGUUGAUUGUGAGAAACUCUAAAA